Euleptes europaea (tarantolino) is the source of this 617-nucleotide messenger RNA. It is a transcript of the gene GPX4, whose product is annotated as glutathione peroxidase 4. Gene Ontology annotation, biological process: response to oxidative stress. The transcript is spliced from 7 exons. NCBI's taxonomy places the organism in Eukaryota, Metazoa, Chordata, Lepidosauria, Squamata, Sphaerodactylidae. The record is from RefSeq and is a predicted model, not a curated record. Gene Ontology annotation, molecular function: glutathione peroxidase activity.
AUGAGCUUUGGCUGCCUGGUGCGAAGGACGCUGCUGUGCGGAGUGUUGACGGCGCGGGGCCUGACGCGGACCAUGUGUGCCCAAGAACUUGACUGGAAAUCUGCCAAAUCCAUCUAUGACUUCCACGCCAUAGAUAUUGAUGGCAAUGAUGUCUCGCUGGAGAGAUACAGGGGUCAUGUCUGCAUCAUCACCAACGUCGCCUCCAAAUGAGGCAAGACGGACGUAAACUACACUCAGUUUGUCGACCUGUACGGCAGAUACGCUGAGAAGGGUUUACGCAUCCUCGCCUUUCCUUGCAACCAGUUCGGCAAGCAGGAGCCAGGCAACAACGAGGAAAUCAAGGCCUUUGCUGCAGGCUACGGGGUGAAGUUCGACAUGUUCAGUAAAAUUGACGUGAACGGGGAUGACGCCCACCCUCUCUGGAAGUGGAUGAAAAGCCAGCCCAAGGGUAGAGGCACCCUGGGGAAUGCCAUUAAAUGGAACUUUAGCAAGUUUCUCAUCAACAAGGAAGGCCAGGUGGUCAAGCGGUACAGCCCGAUGGACGACCCUUUUGUGGUCGAGAAGGAUCUGCCCACCUACCUGUAGGCUGGCUCCCCCUCACCCUGGACUGCUCUGCG